This is a messenger RNA of Eimeria mitis, 1866 nucleotides long. RefSeq lists its product as uncharacterized. The coding region runs from base 1 to 1866 and encodes 621 amino acids. NCBI's taxonomy places the organism in Eukaryota, Apicomplexa, Conoidasida, Eucoccidiorida, Eimeriidae. The record is from RefSeq and is a predicted model, not a curated record. The transcript has 4 exons.
AUGGCCGGUCGACGCUCUGUCAGGUCGGACGCGGAUCAAGUCUGCACAAGCCUUCUGGACGUCGUGGCGGUGGUCGACGAGUCAGGCUCUAUUGGUACCGGGAACUACAAGAAAGUGCGUACCUUUCUACAAGACUUUGCACGUACCAUGCCUCUCUCCCCUGAAGAUGUCCGCAUGGGUUUGGUUACUUUCGGCACCAGAGCUGUGAAUCACUGGGACCUCAGCGACUCUAGAGCCCAGAGCACGGAAUUGUUCGCCAACGCAGCAGCCAAUCUGGCGUAUGCAGCAGGUUCCACUUACACUCACCUUGGACUCAAUUCAGCGGGGGACAUGCUCUUCAAUACUCAGAAGGGAGGCCGGGAAGGUGUGCCGAAGAUGGUGUUGGUGAUGACGGACGGUGCCAGCAGUAAACGCGCGCAGACUUUAUCCGCUGCCAAAAGCCUGCGCGAACGUGGAGUGGUCGUUGUUGUCUUAGGAGUCGGUACAGGAGUUAACUCGUCAGAAUGUCGAAGUAUUGCAGGCUGCGAUACUACGGAUUGCCCCAGAUACUUGCAGACGAAUUGGGUAGAUGUCGGCAAACAAGUCAGCACCAUCAUCCAGGCUGCAUGCAGAGACCUUGCGAAAGAUGCAGUAUGUAGUGACUGGAGCGAAUUCGGGCCUUGCGAGGGGGAGUGCGGCACAGAGGGAAAGCGGACGAGCACCCGUGUAGAGAUCGCCCCACAGCAGCCGGGAACACCACCGUGCCCUACCUGUGAAGCUCCUCAGGGUCGGUCCUGCGCUGAACAGUCUCCUGGUCUAAUACGCACGGAACCGUGUAGCAUGCCGGCCUGCAGGGUUGACGCGCAUUGUGGGGAGUUCGGCCCCUGGUCCGAAUGGAGCACCACCUGUGGAUCGGCGACGCGACAGAGAGAAAGGCAAGAUUACGAAAAUCCGCCAGCCAGCGGAGGUGGUCUUUCAUGUGCUGAGCAGAACCCUCCUAAAUAUCAGAGAGAGACGGAGUCUGUCCAGAAGUCCCCUUGCCCAGUUCAGCAACAGCCGGGACCGUGGGGUGACUGGUCCGAAUGCUCCGCGACAUGUGGAGGCGGUACAAGGCACCGCGACCGGGAGGGGUAUCCUCAGAUAGGCGAACUAAAUGGGGGGGAGACGCUUGAACAACAGGGUAUAGCUGUGCGAGAGACCGAGAAGUGCAAUGAUAUACCUUGCCCUGUCGAUGCAACAUGUGGGGAGUGGUCUGGCUUUACCGAGUGCUCGAAGACUUGUGGCGGCGGCACGCAAGAGCGUAGAAGGGAACCUUGGCUUGACGAUGCCCAGCAUGGCGGUCGAUCGUGCAUAGAGUUGCACCCGGAAGGGCCCAUAGAAAUUACUGAAUGCAACACGCAACCCUGCCCUGUCGAUGAAGUCGUCGGCGACUGGGAAGGAUGGGGACCUUGCAGCGAACAAUGUGGCGGCGGUACGCAGGUCCGCCACCGUUCCCGUAGCAAGGUGGAAGCUACGUUUGGAGGAAAGACGGUUGAGGAACAGAACAAAGGACUCCCUGAAGGCCAAAAGAUUUUGAGAUCCGAGGAGCGAGCGUGCAAUAACGUGCCUUGCGAAGGGGAAGAGAGCUCCGGGGAGAGUUCAGAGGAAGAGGCUAAAGAAGAAGGUGGCGGUUUCCCGACAGCGGCAGUAGCAGGUGGUGUAGCUGGAGGGAUCCUCGCAAUCGCAGCAGGAGCUGGCGCUUUCUACGGCUUGAGCGGUGGAGCUGCGAGUGCCGCUGGUGGAGCUGCUGCAGAGGUCAUGGCAGACGCUGGCGCAACUAACCCUCCUGAAGUUGAAAGAGAGUCCCUUAUUAGUGCAGGCGAGCAGACAGAGAUGUGGGCUUCGUAA